AUGCCGACACAGAGAGUCGAUGAGAGAACACCCGGAGGAGAGGCCACCGAGGCAGCAGACCUAUCGGAGAUGGAGAUCAGCGAAAAGUCACCGAGUUGGCCGGUGUCAAGCAGGGAGGCAAGCCCCAUGGAGUCGCCAACCAAAGAGCAUCCAAGCCCCGUGGAGUUGCCGGCCAAAGAGCAUCUAAGCCCCGUGGAGUCGCCAGCCAAAGAGCAUCCAAGCGCCGUGCAGUCGCCUACCAGAGAACAACCAAGCAGCAGGAGGAUGUGUAUACGGUGCCUAAAAGGCUGGAGGAUUUAUGUGCAAGCAGAGGAGGAGAUACCGGAAUGCACAUUCGCCAAAGGUAACAGACGCUACAAAUGCAACGACUGCUCACAAAAGAGAGUCCCCUGUGACAUCGUACCACAACGGAUAAUCGCAAAGAUGGUGGCACGGAAGCAAGAGAUGGAGGAGCUGGAGAAGGAAAGCAGAGACAGUAAGGAGAGUAGGGAGGCGCGACAGCGGUUCAAUGAGGCAUACGCGCAAACUAUCCGGGAGCUACGGAACCCAAGACGAGCCACCGAGACGCUGAAAAGGGAAAACAGAAGAUGCCUCAGAGAGAGAUCAAAGGAGAACACACCGGAGAAACCGUAA
Molecule: messenger RNA, 633 nt
Organism: Aspergillus pseudotamarii
Lineage: Eukaryota; Fungi; Ascomycota; Eurotiomycetes; Eurotiales; Aspergillaceae
Exons: 2
Coding region: 1-633 (210 amino acids)
Source: RefSeq, a predicted model, not a curated record